AAUGAUUCAUUCACUUAUCGGACACCGCUAUCGUUUACUAUGGCUGCGCACUAGAAUGCGUGGCUCAUCUAGUUUAUUUAUUUCCACCACGUCAGCGGGUAUUAUGCUUAUAAACCUACAUCGACUUUUGCACCGUUCUUUCGGUGCCAGACGGCCGUUUUUAGCGAGUUUAUACCACACUCAGCGGGGAGUCUAUGGUUUCAGACCGAGAGAGAUUCCGGAGAAAGACGCUGGGCUUCCGCAGAUCUCCGCGCUUAACCAAGAUCACGGGCUAGCGAGACUGGUGGAGGCCUAUCGAGCACAUGGACACAAAGUAGCUCAAAUUAACCCGUUACUUCCACAAACUCCUGUGCUGGACAGCGUGCCGGAGAUCGGCCUGCUGAAUGGAGUCGUUGAUGGAGUCCUCAACACCACCGGAUUGCGGCAUUUUGGGAAAGCCGAGGCGACCUCUGAAGAGGUGUUGGCCUAUCUGGAGAGAACAUACUGUGGGAGAAUCUCAGUGGAAACCACUCAGCUCCAGAGCUUGCAGGAAAGAGAGUGGUUUGCAGACCGAUUUGAGGAGCUCAAGAAAGAGGCGUUUUCACCGGAGGAGAGGAGACAGCUGGCUAAACUGAUGCUUGAGUCACAGGAAUUUGACCACUUUUUAGCCACCAAGUUUGCCACUGUUAAACGAUAUGGAGGUGAGGGAGCAGAGAGCAUGAUGGGAUUUUUCUACGAGCUCUUCCAUUCUGCGGUGUAUAGUGGAGUGACAGACGUGGUCAUGGGAAUGCCUCACCGUGGACGUCUCAACCUCCUCACCGGACUACUGCAGUUCCCUCCAGAGCUCAUGUUCCGUAAGAUGAGGGGUCUCAGCGAGUUUCCGGAGAACUCUCCCUCUAUUGGAGACGUGCUGUCCCAUUUAACCUCCACGGUGGAGCUGGACUUUGGGGCGGGACACCCUCUCCGUGUCACUAUGCUGCCGAACCCCUCCCACCUGGAGGCCAUCAACCCUGUGACGCAAGGAAAGACUCGUGGCCGUCAGCAAGUCAAACAGGACGGCGAUUACUCCGCUGACCCUCAUGCACAACCAGGAGACAAAGUCAUCUGCCUGCAGGUUCAUGGCGAUGCUUCGUUUUCAGGCCAAGGCAUCGUAACGGAGACCUUCACCCUGUCAAAUCUCCCCCAUUUUAGAGUAGGUGGAAGCAUCCACCUCAUCGUGAACAAUCAAGUAGGCUACACCACUCCCUCAGAGAGGGGCCGAUCAUCUCUGUACUGUAGUGAUGUUGGUAUGUACAUGCCAGAGUGUGAGUGAUGUAUUUAUUUAUUU
Sinocyclocheilus rhinocerous is the source of this 1306-nucleotide messenger RNA. RefSeq names its product probable 2-oxoglutarate dehydrogenase E1 component DHKTD1, mitochondrial. Bases 2 to 1291 code for a protein of 429 amino acids. NCBI's taxonomy places the organism in Eukaryota, Metazoa, Chordata, Actinopteri, Cypriniformes, Cyprinidae. The transcript is spliced from 6 exons. Gene Ontology annotation, molecular function: oxidoreductase activity, acting on the aldehyde or oxo group of donors, disulfide as acceptor; thiamine pyrophosphate binding. The record is from RefSeq and is a predicted model, not a curated record.